CACCAGCGCUCCGGCCCCGCUACCUGCGGCGGGGCCGCCCCGCGCCCAUGAGGAGACACCGGCCCGGGCAAGGCGCAGCAAUGCUGAGUGACAAUAACUCUUUGAAGCUGAAAAGUGAUCGUUCACCUCCUGUGCAAUGGUGUGAGGUGGCUGCACAUGAAGAUGAGAAGACCAAGCUGGUUUUUAAAAGAGUUCUUGUACUCUUUGUGGUCGGAGGGUGCUUCCUUUAUAUCCUCAAAUUACAUUUUGGCCCUGAAGAAUGUGACAGAACAAAAAUGCCGUAUGUGGACCUCGGUCGUGUAAGGAGAGCACAGCAAUACGCCAGCGCCGCGUUGCAGGAGCAGUGCCGACCUUCUCACGCCAACAAAGAAAUGAGCAGGUUAUUUGCGGAGAAAUACAACGCGGACGUGUCUCCCUUUGUAAGGAAAAAUGUAAAUGAAGAUGAAGCUUUAUUUAGAUAUGAGCCUCCGUUUGGAUUUCGCAAGUUUGUUGAUAAGCUUAAAAACCUUCUCGAACUCUUACCUGAGCAUGAUUUACCAGAAGAUUUGAAGUCAAAGCACUGUAAGCGUUGUGUUGUUGUUGGCAGUGGUGGAAUUCUUCAUGGAUCAGAGCUGGGUCACUUACUGAAUCAGUUUGAUAUUGUUAUAAGGUUAAAUGAUGCACCAGUUCAAGGAUACACAGAUCACGUGGGUAACAAAACGACUAUAAGGAUGACUUACCCAGAAGGAGCCCCCCUUUCUGAACAGGAGUAUCCUCCUUCGAGCUUGUUUGUGGCUGUUUUGUUUAAAAGUGUUGAUUUCAAUUGGCUUCAAGCAAUGGUGAAAAAUGAAACCUUGCCUCUGUGGGUGCGACUCUUCUUUUGGAGGGAGGUUGCUGAGAAAAUUCCUUUUACAUCAAAGCAGUUCCGGAUUCUAAAUCCAGUCAUUAUCAAAGAGACAGCUUUGGACAUUUUACAGUUCCCUGAGCCUCGAUCAAAGUUCUGGGGUUGGGAUAAGAACGUACCUACAAUCGGGGUCACAGCGGUUGUUCUGGCCACGCAUCUGUGUGAUGAAGUGAGCAUAGCAGGGUUUGGAUACGACCUGGACCAGCCCAGCACACCCUUGCACUAUUACAACAACCUCUGCAUGGCUGCCAUGAACGGACAAACUAUGCACAACGUGACAAGCGAAACAAAACUCCUGCAAAAACUGAUCAAAGAAAAAGUCGUCAAAGACCUCACUGGGGGGAUACACUGUGAGUUCUGCAGCAAAGACAGCUAGUGACUGACGUGCAGCAUGGACAGGAUUCAUUAAGUCUCCAGAGGUUCAGCUGGAUCAACCCUUUUGCAAUCUUUAUUCCUUUAAAGUGUAUAUAAAAUGGACAUGGAAUCCCUGCUGCCUUUUUUAAUGUCACGUUCGGUUUGUUGGACUUUGUAAAUUAAUUCCGUCAGAUUUUACUUUGCACACUUUUGUGAAUAGCUAUGUAAAUAGGGCUUGGAGUUGAAAGAGAUGUGUUUAAAGUAUUUAAAAUGUUUUAAGUUGUCUGAAUAAAAGCAGAUAUUUUGUUUUCAGAUGUAUAUGGAACGCACAUCGCUGGCCUGAAUUGUCUGACAGCUUACAGGUGUUGUUUUCCACUGAACUCCUGUCUUUGUUGUUCCAGUUCUCGGUGUCUGACUCCUUUUUGUGCAUACCAUGAAAAGAAAGGUGUGUGCCUCUCAAGUCUUUCAUUACUUGAACUUGAGCAUUGUGUUCCCCCCCUCAAAUAUUUAUAUUCUUUUGGUUUUAUGCUGUUAAAUUUUUUGGUGCGAAGGAGAAAUGCGGGAGCGGAGUUGAAUGAAAAGGAAUUGUUGUGGCAACAACUGAGUAGUGAGUACCUUGAUGUUCGUGAUUGAUGUUAAAAUCAUUGAUGUAUUAAUGUAUUGGGUUAGAAUCCUACCCCAAUUAAAGAAGUGGCAUUAAUACAAAAUCUGCCCUUUUUUUUUUUUUUUUUAAUUUUGAGUGACUUGAGGAUUGCUGGUUCUGUAAAACACCAGUUUGUAGGAAUUACUUAGCAAUAAUAGAAUCCUCACCUUAAUAGUUUGCAAUGCUGAUAACCCUUAUAAACUCUAGUGCUGGCUGUUUGAUUGAAGGGGGAGGUAGAGUUGUUGGUCUUCUAUGAACUUUUAAGUCAGCAAUUGGGUGAUUGUGUAUUAGUUAACAAGAAAAUCACUUUGAGAAAGCAGUAUAAUGUAGUAACAAGCUAGAUAACUGCUGAAAACAGCACAUUUAAAAAGGAAA
Molecule: messenger RNA, 2255 nt
Organism: Empidonax traillii (willow flycatcher)
Lineage: Eukaryota; Metazoa; Chordata; Aves; Passeriformes; Tyrannidae
Gene: ST3GAL5
Product: ST3 beta-galactoside alpha-2,3-sialyltransferase 5
Exons: 7
Coding region: 48-1259 (403 amino acids)
Molecular function (GO): lactosylceramide alpha-2,3-sialyltransferase activity
Source: RefSeq, a predicted model, not a curated record